Messenger RNA from Halteromyces radiatus, 797 nucleotides. RefSeq lists its product as uncharacterized. The record is from RefSeq and is a predicted model, not a curated record. The transcript has a single exon. Lineage: Eukaryota; Fungi; Mucoromycota; Mucoromycetes; Mucorales; Cunninghamellaceae. Bases 75 to 797 code for a protein of 240 amino acids.
UCUUUUUUUUUUUUUUUCUUCUUCUUCUUUUUUUUUCUACCAUCUUCUUUUUUUUUUAUCAAGAUUAACUAACUAUGGCUAUUUCCGAUUAUGUCUAUUAUGCAUAUGAUGAGGCAUCAUCAUUACCACAACAAUUUGGCAAAAUGAUUCAAAGUGUUGCGCGAACAAAAGGUAUCGGUCGUCAACGUGUUUUGGAAGCUAUGGAUGAUACUAUUCAACAACAUCAAUCAUCAUCAUCAUCAUCAUCAUCAUCAUCAUCAUCAUCAUCACCUAGAUGGAUGCCUCCUCAAUAUAGUUUAUUAUUUCAAGCCACUACGAGAAAAUUAACACGACAAAAUACUUCUUUACAAAAACAAGUCUUAUUGAAACAGUUAUUCAACAAACUCCAAACAACUAAACGUCAUGGCAUGAUCAUCUCGCCUAGUACAUAUCAUCCAAUAUAUAAUCAGCCCCAUCAUCACCAUUGUCAUUAUCAGAAACCCAAUAAAUUAUCCUAUCUUCAUAAAAAACAUCAAAAAUAUUAUCAAACUAAAAAUGAUGUUCAUGCAGGACAACACCACCGACAACCAUUACACGUGCAAGAUGCUUCAUCAUGUCCGCCUAUCGAUACAAUAACACUCCAAAGAAAACGUUCUUCACCUCCAUCACCCAUUUCUCCACCAUUGAUCGCAAAAAUGAUAUGUAACAAUGAUGAUGAUGAUGAUGAUGAUGUACCAUUAGGUGCAUUAAUAUCUCAACAGCAACAAGUAUCAUAUCAACAAAAAUUAUUUCAUCGUGCCGGCAUCGUUGUGAUUUAA